UGUUUGUUGUUGCUGUUCGUGUUUUGGUUUCGCCAUAGUGGAGCCCAUCAGUUUUUGCCUCGUCGUUUUGCGAUAUUUAAAUAUUUGUGCUCGAAUUACUGUGUCUACUAUAAUAAUUAGGGCAGUUCAAGAAUUAGUAUAUAAACUGUGACAAAAUGGGAACAUUAUUCGAUCAUUUAAAAAGUCUUUUCGAUUACGAACUUUACUCCAACGCUAAGACACUUUCUAACUUGAUUCUGGCCGUUUUUGAGAGAAACAGGGCCAUUUUGACACCGCAGCAGCAUUUUAGCACCUUGGUUUAUUAUGCAGAAUCUUUGUUCCACGAGCAUCAAUACCGGGAGGCAGAGGGAAUCUACCGUCAAGCCCUGCAGGCCAAACGAAUCCUUCCGAAGGCCAAAUCCCCCAGUGGCAAGGGAUGUGAGGGUCCACCGGAUAUUUUCUCGGAAGUGGAAAUCAAGUACAAAACGGCUCGCUGUUUGAUUGAGAUAAAACGGUUUCGGGAUGCAAUUGUGGUGUUGCAGUCGCUUUCAAUAAAACAGCGCACACCGAAGGUGAAUAUGCUGUUGAGUCGUUUGUGCCACAAUCAUGGGCAUGAGAGGAGCGCCAUUGGUACUUAUAAGGAGGUGCUGAAGGAUUGUCCUCUGGCAUUCGAGGCAAUAGAAGGAUUACUAUCGCUUGGAACCAACGGUAUAGAAGUUAACACGUUGGUUCUAAAUGCAACUUUGGCUCCCCAGUGUAACGAUUGGCUGAGCAAUUGGAUUAAAGCCCAUGCCCACAUGCAGGGUAGGAAGUAUUCGGAAGCAAUUCAAACAUUCCGUUCCAUUGAAUCGAACACAUCCCUGUCCCAUUACCACCAGCUCUUGGUUCUGAUUGGCGAAUGUUAUUAUCAUAACGGAGAGUAUGAGAAUGCUUACACCUAUCUGAAGCGAGCCCAUAGCCUCUAUCCUUACAUGAAGAAUGGUAUUCAAAUUCUGGCCAUCCUCAUGGCCAAGAAAAAGAAAAUGUCGGAACUCGAAAAGAUGAUUGCACCCACUUCCACCUUCCCAAUGGAAUAUUCGUCCGAAAUGUGGUUUGUAAUGGCUCAGUAUCUCUUCUCUACAGCCAAGUACGACAAAGCGGUCUAUUUCGUGCAGAAGGCCUGCUUCCUGAACCCCAAGAAUGCCGAAGCACUCAUACUGAAGGCGGAAAUCUUGCUCCAAUUGAAGAAAUACCAGGAAGCGAUUGCCCAUCUGCGCUUCGCCCAGCAAUUUGCUCCGUACCGAUACGAGGUGCACAAGGUGCUGGUCGAUACCUAUCUGAACAUGAACCGACUGCGGGAAGCGCAGGCGCAAGCUCUGAAGGCUCUCAAAACAAUCGGAGAAACUCCCCGGCUUCUCGUGCUAUUGGGUCGUACUUAUCUGAAAGACGAUAGCACUAGGGCUAAAGCCAAGACACUGUUCAUGAAGGCCCUCGAAAUGAACGAAAACUAUUUGCCGGCAGUUUACCUGCUAGCCGACAUGUACCGCCAGGAUAACGACGCUUCCAAUUGUAUAAAACUGCUGAAGAAACAUGCUUCGUUAACGCAAAACUGCAAACUGCACGCCAUGCUUGGAGAUUUGCUGAGCCAUGAUAAGGAUCACACUGGAGCAUUGGAACAUUACACCAUGGCCUUGAAUCUGGAUCCUACAAACCGUUGCGCAAUGGCGGGCCUGUUGGCUAUGGGGCAAAGUGCCGGCGGAACCAGCGGUGUCGGUGCAUCUUCAUACCUGGAAUCAUCGAUGGCAGAAGAAGGCAGCGAUGUGCAGGAUAACCCUUUGGAAAUGAUUGAAAUCCCACAGAGCGCUCAGAACGAUCUAGAGUCGGAAAGCGACAUCAUGUGGUCAGAUGUGGAGAUCGAGAUCAAUCAAUAAACCUAUUCUGUGGAGACGUGUUCUCCAAUUUUUAUUGUAUCCUCUAUUUAACUAAGUAAUGUAGCAUUCUCAAAGAUACAUACACGUAAGAAAAGAUAUAUUAUUCAUUUCUUUAGUGGAAUUUCAAUUUUGCAUAUGUUUUAGAAUACUAAUUUACAUGUUUGUCUUAA
Molecule: messenger RNA, 2059 nt
Organism: Aedes albopictus (Asian tiger mosquito)
Lineage: Eukaryota; Metazoa; Arthropoda; Insecta; Diptera; Culicidae
Gene: APC7
Product: anaphase-promoting complex subunit 7
Exons: 4
Coding region: 156-1889 (577 amino acids)
Biological process (GO): cell division; positive regulation of mitotic metaphase/anaphase transition; protein ubiquitination
Cellular component (GO): anaphase-promoting complex
Molecular function (GO): protein binding
Source: RefSeq, a predicted model, not a curated record